Mytilus trossulus (common blue mussel) is the source of this 952-nucleotide messenger RNA. Its product is annotated as protein SERAC1-like. NCBI's taxonomy places the organism in Eukaryota, Metazoa, Mollusca, Bivalvia, Mytilida, Mytilidae. The transcript is spliced from 5 exons. Bases 24 to 755 code for a protein of 243 amino acids. The record is from RefSeq and is a predicted model, not a curated record.
UUUUUUUUUUUUUCAGGGAAUCUAUGAAUGCAAAUAUUGUGUCUGUACAUGGCUUGCUAGGAGGACCAUUUAAAACCUGGAGACAACAAGAUCGUAAAGGACCAGGGGCAGAUAAAUUUUCAGAUGGUACAGAGAGUGUUAAAAAAGGAACCUAUACAUUCUGCUGGCCCAAGUUUCCAUUUUAUUUUAGGUCUGAAAAGUACGCUUUUAUUGAAAAACGCCCAUGGGAUGGACAUUCCAUGGGAGGCUUACUUAUCAAACAGAUUCUGUCCAUUGCUGAUGAUACUCCAGGCCUUGACAAUAUAUUGAAUAUUACAGUGGGUGUGUUGUUUUACAGUACUCCCCAUAGGGGCUCCAGCCUGGCUCACCUGUCUAAUCAGGCCAGUCUUAUUGUAGCACCUACUGUGGAAGUCAAAGAAAUGGGUAGAGAUUCACCAAUGUUAAGAAGAUUGCAUAAGGAUUUCCAACAGCUUGUUAUGGAACAUGGAAUUCCCUGCCUAAGUUUUGGAGAAUUAGAGAAAACCCAAAUAAGGACACCGAAACUGAAAAUGCUCAUAGUACCACCAGAAUCAAGUGAUCCUGGUAUUGGAGAAUUCCAUGCUAUGAAAACAAGUCAUCUGAACAUAUGUAAACCUUGGGAUAAAGAUUCAGAACUUUACACAGAAACACUUAAAUUUAUACGACGAUGUCUACUUCAGGGCAGGAUAGAAAACAUUCUUAAAGCUGGAAUGACAUUCAAAGACCCUGAUAAAUAACAGUGUAGACAGACAACACCAUAGAUAACAGUGUAGACAGACAAAAACAAUCGUUGUGCAAUUCAUUCAUCAUAUCUUAUUCCUGAUUCAUUAGUUCAUACCUAAUCCUUGGUUUUAACAUACUAAAGGUGUUUAAUUAUCUAGUUGGAGAUGUUAGAAAGAUUUGUUGUUUUAUUUAAUAAAGGGCAUUGACUUGA